This is a messenger RNA of Chara braunii, 1218 nucleotides long. Lineage: Eukaryota; Viridiplantae; Streptophyta; Charophyceae; Charales; Characeae. The record is from the annotation of a GenBank genome assembly.
GUCGAUGUGGACGCAGCGGCCACGCCCGUCAGUCAGAUACUUCGUGACAUACCUUCAUGCAGCACGGGUGACAUUAGUAGUAGCAUGUUGCAGGAGGCAGCAGAGGGGGCACCGGGUCGGUCGGGGCAGCACAAGCGUGCAGCUGGGGAUGAUGGGGAGUAUCGACCUGUGCACGAGUGGGCGACAGAGUCAGAGCAGGACAGGAUCGACCGCGAGGAGAGGAGGAGGGCGCAGGGGUUGGCUAGCCGCUGUGAGAUGACGCCGAGUGUUGCAUCAAGGGCACGUGUAGCGCGGAUGCUCGAGACGGGCGUUGAGGCAGGUGAUGCAAAGGGCGAGAGCGGCGCUGCGGGCAUAGGGAAUGCGAACGAGAGACCUGCGUCGCCAGUUCAGGGUGUUUGCGUUUUGCCUCUCGGUGGGGCCAUGUCGGCGGGGGAGUUGGAGCGGCAGGCACGGGAGGACCCGUUGCAGGCAGAUCGCCGAGGACGGACGACCGAGGCGUCGAGGAGACUGAUGGCAGAGGCCCCGGCUUACGUGCCUUGCAGCCCGUCAGUGCCAUCGUCCAGCACAGGUGUCAGCACACCCGCAUAUGUGGAGGGCACAGUCGUGGCAGAGGCGGUAUGGGGCCCCUCGCCAACACCUGCCGGGGAGUCUCCUUCUCCUCAGUCACGGAAGAAGAAGAUUAGAGCAGGGAAAAAUCUUAGUACCGUGAGGAGAGGAUGGCAGGAGAGGGUCUCCGACCGAGCGACGGAUCAGCCCAUGAGCGCACCUGCUGAGGCGACGUUGCCACACACUGCAGGGCAUACAGCGGGCACCGGCGACCACGCCGAGCACAGUGCGCCCCCCGGGAGGAGUAUGGCUGCACGUAUACUGCGGGAGGAUGUGAGGGCAUCGACAGCGCGGCGACUGUCACAGGCGCCAGUCGUUUGGGAGUCUGGCACAAAGGAUUUGGAGAUGCCUUAUGGCCAGCGGAGGAGGGUUUCCGUGUACGAUCUUCUUCGACCACAGGGAGGGGUUGAGGCGGCGCCACAGGGGGAGAUUCAUGCUCCAGAUACUAUGCACGCGCCGGCAGGCGGCACAGGUCAUGGGGAUGGUGUGACAGGUGUGGUGCCGCAGAGGAGGAGGAAGGACAUUGUGGACGACGAUGAUGCAUAGUUCCACCAUUAGUCUUCUUUCAUCCUCUGAUUCGUAGUAGUGUACAGUAUAUUUAGUGCUUGAGAC